This is a messenger RNA of Myxocyprinus asiaticus (Chinese sucker), 6512 nucleotides long. RefSeq names its product disabled homolog 2-interacting protein-like. NCBI's taxonomy places the organism in Eukaryota, Metazoa, Chordata, Actinopteri, Cypriniformes, Catostomidae. The transcript is spliced from 17 exons. Gene Ontology annotation, biological process: regulation of GTPase activity. The coding region runs from base 266 to 3865 and encodes 1199 amino acids. The record is from RefSeq and is a predicted model, not a curated record.
AGAGAGAGAGAGAGAGAAAACAAACUUCCCUCCUGCAGUUGGACUUUCCCAGCUCAAUUGGACUUGAGUUCUGGAAUGGAUUUCCUUUGAUACUUUGGAUGCCACUGCACAACUUUGGCUUUUGCACACAGACAGGAUCUUUAGGGAAGUUUUUGGUGGCAGUGAGAUAAUCACACAGGACUGUGUGUCUGUGUGUGUACUCUGGGAUAAGUGGAGCUGUGGUUUGAGGCGUGUGUAUUUGUGUGAUAGGAGCGUGCUCGGAGCUAUGUCAGGUGUUACACGGAAAGGUUCUGGGAGACCAGGAUAUUACUACAGACUACUGGGUCGAACGAGGCUACAGAGACAACGUAGUCGUUCUCGGAGUAGAAGCAGAACCACAAACAAUAGGGACUCUCCACCUGAGAGGACAGGGCGGAGACGUAGCAUGCCAGGCUCCACCCCUGACAAAGCCCCACCCACAAUGGAGCCCACUGCUACUGCUGCUACACCCUUCAGGGUCACAGGGUUUUUGAGUCGCAGGUUAAAGGGCUCAAUAAAGCGCACUAAGAGUCAGCCUAAACUGGACAGGAACAGCAGUUUCAGACACAUCCUUCCAGGCUUUAGACCUGUGGACAACGACAGGUCUCAUCUGAUGCCCAGGCUGAAGGAGUCGCGCUCUCACGAGUCUUUGCUCAGUCCCAGCAGUGCAGUAGAAGCUCUGGACCUCAGCAUGGAGGAGGAGGUCCUCAUUAAACCAGUGCACAGCUCCAUCCUCGGACAAGAUUUCUGCUUUGAGGUAAGCACCUCCACAGGUAGUAAGUGCUUUUCCUGUCGAUCAGCCGCAGAGAGAGACAAAUGGAUGGAGAACCUGCGACGAGCUAUACACCCUAAUAAGGACAACACUAGGCGGGUCGAGAACACUCUUCGGCUCUGGAUCAUCGAAGCGAAGGACCUUCCGGCCAAGAAAAAGUACUUUUGUGAACUUUGCCUGGAUGACGCCCUUUACGCCCGCACAACCUGCAAGCUGAAGACAGAUAAUGUCUUCUGGGGUGAACACUUUGAGUUCAAUAACCUCCCUACUCUCCAGAACAUCACAGUCCACCUGUAUAGGGACUCGGACAAAAAAAAGAAAAAGGACAAGAACAACUAUGUAGGACUGGUGAGCAUUCCAGUGGUGACUGUCACGAGCAGGCAGCAGGUUGAGAAAUGGUACCCGCUCAGCCAGCCCAAUCCAGGAAAAGGGAAAACAGCAGGCCCUAUGAUCCGCAUCAAGGCCCGGUACCAGAGCAUGAACAUCCUGCCUAUGGAACUCUACAAAGAGUUUGCAGAGUACACCACCAACAACUACAUGCUGCUCUGUUCUGUGCUGGAGCCAGUCAUCAGCGUCAAGAACAAAGAGGAGAUGGCCUGUGCUCUGGUGCACAUACUGCAGAGCACCGGGAAAGCCAAGGACUUCCUGACGGAUCUGAUGAUGUCGGAGGUGGAUCGAUGCGGGGAGAACGAGCACCUGAUCUUUAGAGAGAACACACUGGGCACUAAAGCUAUCGAGGAGUACCUCAAACUGGUCGGACAGAAAUACCUGCAAGACGCAUUGGGUGAGUUUAUAAAAGCUCUGUAUGAAUCUGAUGAGAACUGUGAAGUGGACCCAUCCAAAUGUUUAUCUAGUGAUCUUCAAGAACACCAGAGCAACCUCAGGAUGUGCUGUGAGCUGGCCUUUUGCAAGAUCAUCGAAUCUUACCGGUGGGAGAGAGCAGUGUGUAUUGUAGAUGCAAUGGCAUCAUCAGUGGAGCGGUUGUUACGUGUCUUUCCACGGGAACUUAAGGAGGUGUUUGCAUCAUGGAGGUUGGAAUGCAGUAACCGGGGCCGACCGGAUAUCAGCGAGCGUCUCAUCAGCGCCUCAUUGUUUUUGCGAUUUCUGUGUCCUGCCAUCAUGUCGCCUUCACUCUUCAACUUGACACAGGAAUACCCUGACGACCGCACUGCACGCACACUCACUCUAAUUGCUAAGGUUACGCAGAACCUUGCAAACUUCACCAAGUUUGGUAAUAAGGAGGAGUACAUGUCCUUCAUGAAUCAAUUCUUGGAGCAGGAAUGGACCAACAUGCAGCGCUUCUUGCUGGAGAUCUCCAACCCAGAAACCAUCUCGAAUACUGCAGGCUUCGAGGGCUACAUUGAUCUGGGCCGAGAGCUCUCCACCCUGCAUUCCCUGCUAGCUGAGGUGGUGUCCCAAAUGGACCAGAGUGCUGCCUCCAAGCUUGGCCCAUUACCCAGAAUUUUGAGGGAUGUUCACGCAGCCUUAACAAACCCAUUGAAUGUACAGAUGAGUGCUCCUUCUGAACGUGUGCCCUCCCCUCCAGUCCCGGGGUGCAGCAUCUCCACUGGAAUACAGAAGAUGGCCAUCGACACUGACCUACCAGGCCCACUGGACUUCACUCGCCUCCCUUCCCCCACCCCUGAAAACAAAGACCUCUUCUUCGUCACACGAUCCUCCGGCCUUCAUGGCUCCCCAGCCCGUAGCUCCAGCUACUCUGAGGCCAAUGAACUCGAGCUGGGCCUGGCCAAUGGUGGCAAGAGCCUCUCCAUGGUGGACCUCCAGGAAGCGGCGAGGGCGUUAGAACCAAUUGUCAUCCCAGCAGGUAUAACUUCAGAAGGUUUAGGUGAGGGUUCCAUGGUUCCUUGGAAUGCACGGACUCCACAAGGCAAUGUUUCUGGAGGCCCCACUCUUCAUAGGCCAGGACAGACUCCCACUACCCCAGGGGCAGAAGGAGCCCCAGGCAGGCCUACACAGCUCCUGGCCCCACUGUCCUUUCAGAAUCCAGUUUACCAGAUGGCUGCAGGGUUGCCCGUAUCACCUAGAGGGACAGCAAGUGGGGAUUCUGGGUCAGAGUGUCACAGCUCCGUCAGUUCCCAUAGCAACAAUGAAGAGAGUUUUGGAGGAACCAAGAUCACCUUCCUAACCCAGAUGGGUGGAGCGGGAGAGGAUUUUGUGAGACGUUCUGGAGAUUUCUCAAGACGACAGUUAUCGCUAACUGAUGCGCAGCAUGGAAACCAGCCUAUGGUUCCACGGCAGAGUAGCACUGGUCCCCAGCGGCGGAUUGACCAACCGCCGCCACCCACACAGACUGCACCCAGAGGGCAAACUCCGCCCAAUCUAUUGAACUCCGCCCCCUAUCCACGUCCUUCUAAUAAUACUGUGAUGUCGUCUUCACCUGAUUGGCCUGGAGGUGGCGCACGGCUUCGACAGCAGAGCUCCUCCUCCAAAGGGGACAGUCCAGAAACAAAGCAUCGUGCACCGCAUAAACAAGCCCCGUCUCCUGUGAACCCCAGUGCACUGGACCGUACUGCUGCCUGGUUGAUGAAUGUGCCAUAUAUAGAGCAGGAGUCUGAGACAGAGCUAUGCAGAGAUGAGCACACACAAGCUGAAAAGUAUCAGGCGGAGAUCUCUAUGCUGCAGGAGAGGCUGCGUGUGUCAGUUCAGAGGCUGGAGGAAUGUGAGGCUCGGCUGAAGGGACAAGAGGAGCAGGCGCAGAAGAUGCUAAUGGAGUACCAGGCCAGACUGGAAGAGUCUGAGGAGAGACUGAGACGGCAACAGGAAGACAAAGACCUGCAGAUGAAGGGAAUCAUCAGCAGGUUGAUGUCUGUGGAGGAAGAGCUGAAAAAGGAUCAUGCUGAUAUGCAGGCCGUAGUUGACUCCAAACAGAAGAUCAUUGACGCACAGGAGAAACGGAUAGCAUCUCUGGAUGCAGCUAACGCAAGGCUAAUGAGUGCUCUUUCACAGCUGAAGGAGCGCUAUAGCAUGCAGACGCGGAAUGGCAUCUCUCCCACCAACUCCACCAAGCUGCAUAUUACAGAGAAUGGAGAGUUUCGUAACAGCUCCAACUGCUGAGCGCAGACCCAUGGCAGCUACAUCCACAGAGAGAGAGAGAACAGAAUUAAGAGAUAGAGGGCAUGAGCAAGUGUGUAGAUAUUGUGCAAGUGAAUACUGAGAGAAAUCAUUGCAGGUGAGGAUUUCUACUGGACAGACACUGAACACAUCAAACUUUUCCAGUUGGUAAACUGAUUGUUUGUAAUAGGUACAAGGUCACUUCAAACGCUGGUCUUUGAGACUACUGCUGGUCAAGAACUUCAGCUUAGGACACACCACUAGACAUUCAUGUAUGUAUCAGCAGUUAACUGUACAAGAAAAUAAGACAAAAUAAUACAAAUGAGAUAUGGUAACAUUAUACAAACAUUAUACAGAUACUAUGGCCUGCAGUUUCUAUCCGAAGUCAUUUCACUUGCUUCAAAAUAGGUGUUCUCCAUAUGGCCUUUGCAAAAACUAGAUUUUGUGUGGCACAGUUACUUGUAAUGGUCUCUUCUUCUAUAAUAUGAAAUCUUUUAGAAACGGCUGAAACUAGAGGAUGAGCGACUUCAACCAACUGCAGAGAAUUUAAUGCUCUCCUCUAUAUUGCAUCACUUCCUUUUAUGUUUUUACCACUUUCUACCUACAUAGUGCACUUUGUCUCUCCAUCAUGAGAAGCCUUAAAAAAAAAAAGGAAAAAAGAUUGCAUAUGUAAUAUCCCUCAGUCCUAGCCUUGGUUAAAUAUAUAUAUAUAUAUAUAUAUAUAUAUUUAUUUAUUUAUUUUUUAAUUUUGUUUAGUUAAGAUGAACAUUUUUGAUAGAUUAUAAUAUACAUAGAUUUUACAAAGAAUAACUGCAUUUUACUUUCUCCAUCUACAUAUUCUUUCCAUGUAAUUUCUUUAAUUGUUUGGUUUUCAUCUGGACAAAUGGCAAAAUUUGGUAGGAAAAAAAUUUAAAUGGCAAAAUGUUCCUUUCUGUAAAUGAAUGGAAUCCUAAAUGUUUUUCUGGGUCUAUUUCAUACAGUAUAUGCCAAGACAUUAAAUUAGCACAAAUUGCUGAUAAGAAGCAGAGAAAAUCUUUUAGGUGAACACUAAACCAGAUCUGCAUCAUUUUAGUUUGUGGUUUUAAAUAACUGUCUUUUCUCAUGUUUUCUGUCUCCAAUCUUUGGAAAACAGCUUUGAUUUCAUUGAUUUCUUUCCCCCGGUAAAGCUUGCUAGUUUCAUUUUAAUUCCCAAAUCAAGUGUUUCCUUUGUCUGUGUAUGUAUGUGUUGCCUCAUCAGUCCAGUUUGCUGCACACUGUCAGCAUUUAAGAGUUUGAAUAUUUUUGUAUUCCUUUUAAUGAGGACUUUCUGCUCGGCACUGAAUUGCAGCGUGGAGCUGCAGGUUUCCUUUAACUUCUGUUUUUGUUUGUCUACAAGAAAAUGAGACACAUGCUAUGCCUCUAUAUUGUUGCAAAGCUAUAUAGAUAUGUAUUGUGGCAACUAGCCCUGGGACAUGUACGAUUUAAAUUGUAUUUUUCCUGAUAUUUUUAAAGAGACCUCUAUGUACAUGAGCUCUGUAGUGGUGUACUAUGUGAAUAAUUUAAUAUUAUAUAAAAGCAACCCCCAAGGUCACUCUGAAGCAAAUGAAUCUUGUUACAGUGUUUUUGUUGUUGUACUGAUUUGUAUAUGAAAUGUGGAAUCAGAAUGAUUCUGUUGGAGAUAGUAAUGGAGUACAUGGAGAACAUUUCUAAGCACAAACUGCAUCCCUCGUCCCUGCUUCUGAAAAGCCUUUUAUGACUAUGCACUUUUUUUCUCUGACUGAACAUUUUCCAAGUCCUUUGUUUUGUCCACCUGGGUUUACUUCACUCCAUGAAGAAGUAGCGAACUCAAGGUGCUCAUUAAUAAGCUACUGAAGUACGCUUUAAUUUUAGCACUAUAUGAAUCGUACCAUUCUUGGCAAAUUACAUGUAGCCAAAUGUUUUAAAUCCUUCAGUACACACAAACAAAUGUGUACAUCACAUGCUCUGUUAAUGCCCUGUUAAAGUGGUUUUGAAUUGACUUAACACUUCAGCACUGUACACCAUCUGUAUAAAAAGGAUCAGUAUCUAGGGUCACUGAAAAUUCAUUUGAUCAGAGAGUUUUCUCAGACAUGGCUGUCAACGCCUCCGUUUGUUCAUGUUGUGUUUUUAAUUAGGUCUGAGGCCUUACAGAGUCAUCGCGUCUAUUUUCAGCCACUUGAGAAGAAGCUACUGGUGAGUCAAAAAAAAAAAAAAAAGAAAAUGUUUAGAACAGCAUUGAAUGAAAAAGACUUUGCUGUCAUCUCAGUUUCUUUCAUCAGGUGUGUCUUUUUCUGGAUUCUUUUUAGUUUCAGUUCUCAAAGUUUAGAAAAGUUCUGAAAGUACAACUGUUUGCUCAGUGUUUUUUUUUCAGCUGUCAAUGUGAAAUAGUAGCUAUGUGAAAAAAAAUAUAUAAAGAUAUACAGAUCUAUAAAUGAAUACAUAAAAUAUGUUGAAUGUUUUAUAAUCCUUGUAGAAAAUACUUUUGUAAGUAUGUUUGAAGUAAAGUAUUGGCUGGACUCUUGCCUUUGUUUUAGGACAAUGACAAGAACAAUAAUGUACAUAGAAAUGUGUCCAUGUUAAGAACUAUCCAAUUGUGGCUGUGCAAUUUAUGUACAUUUGCAACUAGAAUAAAUAAAGUUUUAUUUAGUUAUUU